This is a messenger RNA of Pisolithus orientalis, 950 nucleotides long. Its product is annotated as Mog1p PsbP-like protein. The record is from RefSeq and is a predicted model, not a curated record. Gene Ontology annotation, biological process: protein import into nucleus. The coding region runs from base 212 to 775 and encodes 187 amino acids. Gene Ontology annotation, molecular function: guanyl-nucleotide exchange factor activity; small GTPase binding. NCBI's taxonomy places the organism in Eukaryota, Fungi, Basidiomycota, Agaricomycetes, Boletales, Pisolithaceae. The transcript has 4 exons. Gene Ontology annotation, cellular component: nucleus.
UGAUCUUUGAUAUAUGCAUAUUUCGGAUCUGUUUUCCUUGCUAUCGCAUGACUGCGGCUGCGAUCCUCGGUAUCGCAAGGCGUUCAACGUCUUUGGACCAGGUAACGUGACCUUUCUACUCACAUAGUUUUGUCGUUUUGUCAUUUCGUUCCCCUAUCGGCGAUACAACUACAUAACCAUCUGUUCAGCAACGACGAUAUCUUGUAGUCACAUGUUCGAAAAAGGAACACCCAGAGAGCUCUUCGGAGGCGCAGUAGCGGCUAUCCUCCCAAGCGCAGUUUUGGAUGUCUCAGACAUCCGACAAGUUCCAGAUUCACAGGAAGCCUUCCUGUACCCCGAAUCAGAUGCGUUUCUUUCGAUAGAGGUGUUGCAAAGGGUUCCACCGGGAGAUGAUGCAGAGGCAGCGAGAUACCACUUCGAUGUACUGGCAGAAGAAAAUGGGGCUAUCGAUAAAGAAAUAACAGAGAUACACGCAUUGCGAUUGGAGCCAAAGAAGGCGGUAACUUCUGACGAUCUCACGCCAUCUCCCAUGUUCCUGUACGGUCGUCAGAAAGCGCGGAAGUUCAACCAACCGCAAGCAAAUGAAGUGGACAUCCUGAUCGCAUUGUUCCGCAUUGCCACGUCCAAGGCGACAGCAGAUGUCGUGGUCUCGGCCAGCAUCCCGACCGAAUCCACAGGGUUGGUGGACCGGGAUGCCAUAAAGUCUGACUUCCAAGCAUUGGUGUCGUCUUUUCACAUACUCGAUUUCGCUCUAUUCGCACCAACGACAGCCUAAUAUUGUAUUCCUUCCCUUCAUUCCCAUGUUUUCGACACUUUUCCUAUGCCGUCUUGAGCAGUCUGCUUUCCCCCAAUCGUGCCUCCCAGAGUGCAGUAGGCUCUUGGCCAGCGAUAGAGACUCCAAAUCGCAAGACAAUUCGCCUGUCGGCUAAACCACACGGGAUAAAUAUAAU